Molecule: messenger RNA, 1590 nt
Organism: Penicillium diatomitis
Lineage: Eukaryota; Fungi; Ascomycota; Eurotiomycetes; Eurotiales; Aspergillaceae
Gene: faeB-2
Product: putative feruloyl esterase
Exons: 2
Coding region: 1-1590 (529 amino acids)
Source: RefSeq, a predicted model, not a curated record
AUGACUCGACUCCCUGCCUGGGGCAUGCUCGGUGCUGCUUCCGUGGCUUCUGCAGCUCUUACAAGUCAGGAUGCUUUCCGAGCUCACUGCUCGCAAUUCGCACAUCAAAUUGAUAUUCCUAAUGUCAAGGUCAACAUGGCUGAAUUCGUCCCUGGCGGCACCAAUUUGUCUUUGCCAGACAACGCAGCCAGCUGCAAUGCGCCAUAUCAGGUUGUGUCGGUAGAUGUAUGCCGAGUGGCCAUGGCUGUCUCGACAUCGAACAGCAGUGAAAUCACGCUGGAGGCCUGGUUUCCGCGUGAUUAUCAAGGCCGCUUCUUAAGCACAGGAAAUGGCGGUCUUUCAGGCUGUAUCCAAUACUACGAUUUGGCUUACACUGCGCAACUUGGCUUUGCUACGGUUGGUGCCAAUAACGGUCACAAUGGUACUUCUGGCGAGCCAUUCUUGAACCACCCAGAGGUGCUGGAGGACUUUGUCUACCGCUCCCUCCACACGGGCGUCGUAGUUGGCAAAGAGCUCACCCAGCGUUUUUACGAAGAAGGGUUCAAGAAGACCUACUACCUAGGCUGUUCCACGGGUGGUCGCCAAGGGUGGAAAUCCAUCCAGAAGUAUCCAAAUGACUUUGAUGGUGUGGUUGCCGGGGCCCCGGCCUUCAAUAUGAUCGGGCUUUUCUCCUGGAGUGCUCAUUUCUAUCCGAUUCUCGGCCCAAAAGGUUCUGACACCUACCUUUCCCCUGCUGAGUGGAAGGUUGUGCACGAGGAAAUCCUCCGACAGUGUGAUACCCUUGAUGGGGCAAAGGAUGGGAUCAUUGAAGAUACCGAUCUGUGUCAACCUAUACUCAGUCCCUUGAUCUGUGCUCCUGGCGCAAAGAACAAGACCUCUUGUCUCUCUGCUACCCAGGUCCAUGCUGCCCAGCAAGUCUUUGCACCUCUCUACGGACUCAACGGCACUUUACUGUACCCGCGCAUGCAGCCCGGAUCGGAGGAACUCGCUGCGCCUAUCAUGUACAAUGGCCAACCGUUCCAGUACAGCACUGACUGGUGGAAGUACGUGGUUUACAACGAUUCGUCUUGGCAGGGCGAAAAUUGGACGAUCCGGGAUGCCGCGGUCGCAAUGGCUCAGAACCCAUACAACAUUCAAACCUGGGACGGCGAUGUCUCUCCCUUCAAGAAAUCCGGUGGCAGAGUCUUGCACUACCAUGGCACGCAGGACCAACUCAUCAGCUCCGACAAUUCCAAGUGGUAUUACGCUCGUGUCGCCGAGACAAUGGGCCUACCACCAUCCAGCUUGGACGAGUUUUAUCGCUUCUUCCCGAUCAGUGGCAUGGGUCAUUGUGGUGGAGGAGAUGGCGCAUACGGAAUCGGCCAGGGUUUGAGCACGUAUGCUGGCACAGAUCCUGAGGAUAAUGUGCUGAUGGCCAUGGUUCGGUGGGUAGAAGACGGCGUGGCCCCAGAGACUGUUCGAGGUGCGAAAUUCGCCAACGGACCUGGCUCUGCGAUCGAGUAUCGCCGUAAACACUGUCGCUAUCCUAGACAUAAUGUGUUUGUGGGUCCGGGCAACUACACCGAUGAGAAUGCUUGGAGGUGCGUUUGA